This is a messenger RNA of Lachancea mirantina, 2295 nucleotides long. Lineage: Eukaryota; Fungi; Ascomycota; Saccharomycetes; Saccharomycetales; Saccharomycetaceae. The record is from the annotation of a GenBank genome assembly.
AUGCCCACACCCUCCUCAUCGGCAGCCGAAGCGGCAGGUUCGCGAUUUCGGCAACGAAAGAUUUCGGUUAAACAACGACUGCAGAUUUUCAAAGCGUCAGAUCUCAAAGAUCUCGAUAAAGAUGAGCUCCAACAGCGGGAAAUAGUCGAGAUCGAAACCGGUGUCGAGAAGCAUGAAGAAAAGGAAGAGCAUUUGCACAAAAUUUUGCAGAAAAAUCAACUUUCUGCGAACGAUCUUUUCAUUCCGACACCCGAUGCGUCACGUACGUGGAGUGAAUUUAAUGAAUUUUACAAGGGCCAGUUUGUCGAGCCCACGGCAUAUAUACAGUUUUCUGCGACGGUCGAGGACUGCUGUGGGGCGAGUUAUAAUAUGGACGAAAAAGACGAGGAGUUUUUACGCGCUGAGGUCAACAAGCAAUUGCCAGAUGCGAGUAAGGUUAACGAGGAUGAGUUUGAGGUAAUUUGUAGCAGCUUUGAGGCCGCGAUUCAGGAGAGACAGCCAUUUUUACGCAUAGACCCUGAGAACAUCUUAUCUUUCGAUGAGGUAAAGCCAACUAUAUUGAAACGUGGUCAAGGCGAUAUUGAUUUGAAAAGCAGUCUGGCCGCCGAGAUUGGUCUCAAGGCCGGCAGCCGAUUUGUCACACAAUUUGACUCCCGAAAUCUCGGCGAAACGAGGCCACUAAGUGUUCUUGUGGAAAAGUUUGGAAGUCGCAUUUAUGAGUACUGGAAAAAUAGAAAAGUGGGCGCUAAGGGUGGUGAUAUUGUCCCACAGCUGAAAUUCGAGAGAGCCGGAGAUAAAGAUGAUAGCGAUCCGUAUAUCUGUUUCAGACACAGAGAGGUGAGACAGCCCAGGAAAACGCGGCGUGUCGAUUAUCAAAACAGUCAUAAAAUCCGUCUUUUACAUCAACAGCUGCGCUAUACCAAAGAACUUGCAAUGCUCGUUGCAAAGCGUGAAAAUCUCGCCAUGGGCAUGAUCAAUGAAGAAAAAACUAUUUUUGAACUGCGCAGUCAAAUAAAGCCAUUCAAGCUUUCAUUGAACAUCAAAGGAGAAGACGAAGAUCUUUUCGCUCCAAGAAAGCUUCGUCAAAUCAGCAGCGUUAUCACGGAAACCGCCGCCGAAUCCAAUUCUAAAAAGCUAAAAUCUAAGCACAAACGUAAUGGUUCGGCUAUGUCGCCUGCAAAACUCACGUCAGGUAGGAGUUCGACAAAGCUUUCAAAGCAGCAACAGCAGCAGAUUCAGCAGCAGCAAAAACAACAGCAGCAGCAGCAGCAGCAGCAGGAACGACAGCAGCAGCAGCAGCAGCAGCAGCAGUUACAAGCCCAAAAACAGAAUGGUGGCCUGGCGGCUGCGCAUGUCUAUGUUAAAUUACCGACAUCGAAAAUUCCAGAUGUAGUAUUGGAAGACGUGGAUAACAUACUGCUAAACAAGGAAAAAAGCGCUCGCAAGUACGUUGCUGAUAAGAUGCGCAAAAGAAAGUUAGAAGAUGGUGACACAUUUUUCAACUUAACUGACGAUCCUUACAAUCCGGUGUUUGACAUUUCGGUUCCUGCAGAUAUUGAUCCUUCUAAUGCCCCAUUUUCAUCGAUAGUUUCAUCAAAGUUUGAGCUUCAGAAUUCAUACUACAUGCCCGAUCUGCAAAAAUACAUCACCGGAAAUAAUCACGACAUAACCGUUUGGAACAGAGAUGGUGAAUUACAAGACAACUUAAAGCUCAAAAAAAUUGAGCUGUAUAACCCUUUCAAGAAAAACGCUGAAAUUUACAGUCAUGAAUUACCUUUGAGGUUACGGCGCCGCAAAGGGCGGUUCAAUACAGAGUAUGUUGAUCGACGUAUUUCACAACCAGGAAUCAAUCCUUUAGCCGAAUUUACCGAUUUUGCUGAAAUUGAGAAACAAGAAGACAGUAAUGAAGUUAUUGAUGUUUACGACUCUAAAUUAGAUGAAUUUUCACGACUACACGACCGAUGGAAAUAUGGUUCCGAGCAAAACUUAUAUGGGGCAAAGUUUUCGGAUGAGCCCGCCAAGCUUAAUCAGAUUUCGAAUGCCACUCAAAUUAUCAGAUUUGGCACCAUGCUGGGCACCAAAUCUUACGAGCAGUUGCGAGACGCUACCAUAAAACACCGACAAGAAUUUUACAACCAGCGCCGAAAUCAAAGACUGGUGAGUACUCAAAAAUCAAACCAUGCGAUUCCUUCACCCUCUAAAAGCAUGACUCCAACACCCCCGAGGUCCUCAACAUCGUCGUCUCUCAAAAAAAUUGCAAAUCAGAAACAACAGCAGACAACGUCUGCUUCUUGA